GUCAUGCAUCCAUGCCCGCCAUCAACACACAUUUCAUUCCUCCUUUUCCCUCUCCUUUCUGAAUCUCUUGAUCGACGGUUUAUAUUCGUUUUCACGAAAGUAGGAGAGCAUCUGGCCCGUCGGAUCUCGAGGGUUAGACUCAAUGCUCCCUUUUUAACUUUUACUCUUUGCUCACUCUCACUAUUCAGUCUGCUCGUUUUUUCUCAAUCUCAAGUCGGAGAUCAUUGUCUCUGGCGAUCGGAAAACCGCUUUAAAGUGGUUUUUCUUCAAGCGGAAACCGCUCAGGAAGCUGAUCUGGAGGAUAGACUGUUGGGAUUAUCAGAUCUGAAGCGGUUUUUGGCGCUUGAAAGGUUCGGUUGGUGUCUUGGUGUACCAUUCUAUUUAUUGUUAAAAUUAUUUUUGGCUAUUGAAUUGGAGAAAUUUGUAGUCGGGUACAUCUGCAAUGGCUGAUGGCGAUAAAGUCGAGAAGUCUAAUGACAAGGUGGAUACAGCAAUGAAACCAAUUCCGCAUGCCAAUUUGGGCAAGAAAGAUCAGGCUCCUAGAAAAGAUGGAAGCCUAUCUAAUUCAACUUCUUCCAUUACCUCAUCUGGGGAUGCUACUUCUAGCAUCAAAGGUGAGGCUGAUCAAAAGCCUGUUGCAGAUCAAGGUUAUUACCCACCCACCAGCUGUUAUGGUUACUACUAUCCGGGAUAUGAUGGUGCCUACUCUGAGUGGGAUGACCGUGGUUAUUUUAAUGCAGGAGAUGGUUCAGGAAUGACAUACCCAGUAAGUUCUUUAGACAUUAAUUAUUUGAAGGGUGUGCAAUCAGAUAGCAACUCGCUUGUUUACUAUGUGCCUGGCUAUAAUCCAUAUGCUUCAGGAAGUUUGAUGGGUGUUGAAGGUCAAUGUCUUGGUCAACAACCAUACUUUUCUUCAGGAUACCUCCAACCACCAAUAUCAUAUGGGUCAGAAGCUGUGUCACCUUACUCAUGGGAUUCAAUGUCAGUUGGGGAUGCUCCAAAUGGAACUGGUGCUGUACUUGCAGGUCCAAAGCCCACUAGUACCGGUUCAACUCCUACUGCUGCAGUGAAACCGAAAGCCUUGAACUCAAUAAAGACAACUGGUGCUGUUGAUGCAAAAGUUUCUGCAUUUCCAUUGGAUUCAAAAUCAUGCCUACCUACAACCUCAUCUAACUUUUCUAAAUCUGUUCCUCCAAGCCAACCUCUUAAGCCAUUGAAUAAGGUGCCACAGUUGGGGUCUAAUUUUCAGUCAGCAGGGUCUGUGAAAGUAUGUUACCCCAUGAGAAAGUUCUUUCCUUUUUCUAACCAGGGACAAGGAUUCUCUCCACGUAAUGGUCCCAUGAACUGCAGAUCGAAUGGCCGGACCUGGGUUGGCAAUGAUAGGAUGAAAGAUAAGUUUAAUAGGAAUGGAGAAUUUGAAGCCUCUGCUGAGCUAAAUCGUGGACCUAGGACUCACAGAGUUGGUACUCCUAUCCAAACGUCAGAGAAAGAUCAGUUGGGGCUCACUGUCAGCGGAGACCAAUAUAACCUACAAGAUUUUCAGACUGUAUAUGAAAAUGCCAAAUUCUUUGUUAUCAAGUCAUUUAACGAAGAUGACAUUCAUAAGAGCAUCAAGUAUGGUGUGUGGGCAAGUACUCCAAAUGGUAAUAAGAAGCUGGACACAGCAUUCCAUGAGGCCGAGACAUGGUUAAGUGAGACAGGCAACAAGUGUCCAGUCUUCCUGUUCUUUUCUGUAAAUGCAAGUGGGCAGUUUGUAGGUCUAGCUGAAAUGAUUGGACAAGUAGAUUUCAAUAAGGAUAUGGAUUUCUGGCAUUUGGACAAAUGGAGUGGAUUUUUCCCUGUAAAAUGGCACAUAAUAAAGGAUGUUCCCAAUGCACAGUUGCGGCAUAUCAUACUUGAAAAUAAUGAUAACAAGCCUGUAACUAAUAGCAGGGAUACUCAAGAGAUUGGAUUUAAGCAAGGUUUGGAAAUGCUGACUAUUUUUAAGAGCCAUACAGCAAAAACAUCAAUGCUAGAUGAUUUUAACUUUUAUGAUCACCGCGAGACAACUCUUCAGACUAAAAAAAGUAAUAAGCUUGGAACUUCUCUACAGAUGGAAAUAUUUGGGAACAGUGAUCUGCCGCAGAACCAUUUGGAAGCAGUAGAUACUAAAGUCGAACAAGCAUCAAAGAAAGUACAGAAAGCCUCUGAUCCUAAGACAACACUUGUUACACUUGCCAAAAAUCUCUCUCUCAAUUCUCAAUCACCUAAAAAGAAUUCUGUUUAGGCUUCAACCAGAGAAUGAAGUUUUUACCCCUGCCAGCCUGAGGUUGAAACUACCAAUGGUAUCUGGGUUCUAGACUUUUGAAAUGGAUUUUGCCGUCAGAACUGUUGCAUGGUCAAAUGGUUUGGGUGGAAACUGCUCCCUCGCUGCUGUACAAAUACAAUAUCAAGUUCAGUUUUUCCUUCGUUUGUGUUCUUUUUUAAUUUUUGUGUUUUUUAUUUUUCAUUUUUGUUUUGUUUUACCAAGCUGAGUAGAGCUAUUUGUUGAUCAGGUAAUGUACAAGAUUCAAAGUUAGGAUGCAAUUUGUCAAGUGCAAUGUUAUUUCACCUUUUUCUUGGAAUUA
This is a messenger RNA of Nelumbo nucifera (sacred lotus), 2606 nucleotides long. RefSeq names its product evolutionarily conserved C-terminal region 11 (gene ECT11). Lineage: Eukaryota; Viridiplantae; Streptophyta; Magnoliopsida; Proteales; Nelumbonaceae. Gene Ontology annotation, molecular function: mRNA binding. Gene Ontology annotation, cellular component: cytoplasm. Gene Ontology annotation, biological process: mRNA destabilization. The record is from RefSeq and is a predicted model, not a curated record.